Molecule: messenger RNA, 2619 nt
Organism: Thalassophryne amazonica
Lineage: Eukaryota; Metazoa; Chordata; Actinopteri; Batrachoidiformes; Batrachoididae
Product: Usher syndrome type-1G protein homolog
Exons: 3
Coding region: 95-1525 (476 amino acids)
Biological process (GO): sensory perception of light stimulus; equilibrioception; sensory perception of sound
Molecular function (GO): protein binding
Source: RefSeq, a predicted model, not a curated record
CGUGUGCCCGGUCGUCCACAUGCCGAAAUACGGAGUUGGACCCGUCCGGUCCUCCGUGGCUCCGAACCCAAAAUGAGCCGAAGGUGAGGGCGCCAUGAACGAGCGGUACCACCGGGCGGCCCGGGACGGCUUCCUGGAUGUGCUGAAGGAGGCCACGCGGAAGGAGCUGAACGCGACGGACGAGGACGGGAUGACGCCGACACUGUGGGCCGCUUACCACGGCAACCUGGAGGCGCUGCGCCUGGUGGUGGGACGAGGAGGUGACCCAGAUAAGUGUGACUUCUGGGGGAACACGCCACUCCACCUGGCAGCUGCCAACGGCCACCACAACUGCCUGUCCUUCCUGGUGGCCUUCGGUGCCAACGUGUGGUGUUUGGACAACGACUACCACACACCGCUAGACAUGGCUGCCACCAAAGGCCACAUGGACUGUGUUCGAUACCUGGACUCCAUUGCUGCCAAGCAGAUCGCCCUCGACCCGAAACUGGUCAGCAAAAUGAAGGACCGGGCGUUCUGUGCAGCAGAACGGCGCAUCAAGGAGUGUGCAAAGCUACAACAGAAGCACCGUGAACGUAUGGAGAAAAAGUUCCUGAAGGAAGCGGCAGCGAUGGACAACUUGGAUGCUAUUAGCUUGUCAAGCUACACAAGCAGCAGCACACUGAGCCGCAAAUUCAACACGGUCACCUCCAACAUGCCGUACUCACAGGCCACCCUACAUUCCACAGCGAAGGGCAAGACAAAGAUACAGAAGAAACUAGAGAAGAAAAAGCAGGUUGAUGGAACGUUCAAGAUCUACGAGGAUGGGAGAAAGAGUGUGCGCUCCCUCUCCGGCCUGCAGCUCGGCAAUGACGUCAUGUUCCUCAAACAGGGCACCUACGCCAAUCCUAAAGAGCGGUCACGCCUCAACAUCCAGGACAUGUUCCUGCAUGACAAUGACGAUGCUGACACCAUCUCUCGUGCCAUCAGUGACCCAGGCCUCCAUGAGGCUGCGUAUUCUGAGAUCAGUGCUGACUCUGGUCGGGAUUCUCUCUUUAUGCGACCUGGGCUUGGAACAAUGGUAUUCAGGAGGAACUAUGUGAGCGGAGGUAUGUUUGGUAUUGGAGCAAGAGAUGAAGGCAGUGUAGCAGGUAGCGAACCUGUAGGCCGAGUUCCGAAUGUGCGUCUACAUGGCCGCCUCCCUCAGCGCUCACCCAGUCUGGAUGAGGACAGUAUCGGCAGUGCAUUAAGUCUACAAGACAGAAACCUGCAGGAGCUGCCCUGGGAGGACAUGGAAGUUGAGUUGGAUGAAGACUUGGAGCCUCAGAACAACCCCCUGGAGACCUUCCUGGCAUCUCAAAGCCUCAGUGAAUUCAUGGCCAUCUUCAACCGAGAGAAAAUAGACCUGGAGGCACUGUUGCUUUGUUCAGAUCAAGAUCUCACCAGCAUUCACAUCCCUUUGGGCCCUAGAAAGAAACUUCUGGAUGCCUGCAAGAGACGUCUAGACACUUUAGAGGAACCAGAAGCCAUUGAAGAUACUGUGCUUUGAAGGUCACUGGAGUAACUUGACAAAGGUUUUUUUUUUUCUUUUUUUAAAGGGAAGCACUGUGCGCUGUUCCAAUGGAAUAAACAUUUGUUGUCAUACAUAAGCUGUCUUUGCCUGUGUCAGAGUAGCCUUUGGACAAUAGCUUGACCAAGUGGUUGGCAUCCAAGAUCUAAAGUGGUUUGGACUUCAAAAACACUUCGCAUAAUGGCAGCGCACAGUAUGAAGAUGUGCAUGAAGGACAGUAAUUCUGGUCCUAUGAUGACGUAGCCGCUACCAAUUUGUGAGCUUUCUCAUGGAACUCUAGUUACUGUUGACCCCAUGUUUCACGCUCAGCAAGUUGCCAGUAUAUUAUCCACAUGUAGCUGAAUCUAAAUAUGACCAACGACAUUCCUGACACACGCCGUCCUGAGUGAAACUGUCAUUACUCAGUGUUUGAGGAGGGACUGUCACACCACCCAUCAGACUGACAUCGUGAUUCAGGUCAAUCUCUUCCUGAUAGCUGAUACCCGAAAGGCAUGAAAUGCGUCUGUCGUCUCCUCUUCACAGUGGAGUCGGAGCUGAUGCCGACCUGUAGCUAAUCUGCAAAAAGAUCCUGUUCACUGUUUAUAUCUCUAUGCCCAGUUUUACUGAGCCUUUGUAGUAGUAUUGAGUCUCAAUUUUUUGACAAUCCUACUAUGUAAUAGAUGAUCAACAUUGUAUUUUACAGUAUUUGUACAAGAAUUCACCAGAAAUAUAAAUCUGCACACAGUGCUCUGUUGGUGUAUUGAUGUGGCAGAACAACAGCUUUCCCCAACACCGACGUCCUUCCUCUGGGUCCGGCUGACUUUGAGAGCCAAUUGAAAAUCACGAUAACGUUUGAGCUAAUAACUCAGUGCAUACUGAGUGCAAAUGUUUGCAUCACCUUACUUUGAAAUGGCAAAAAGAGUAAAAUAAAGACUUGUUUGUGUCAUGUGUGUAAUGCCCCAUUAGCUCGUACAAAAGUUCCUUCAUCAUUGGAAAUAAUAAAAAUGGUCAAUGAAUGUGUAAAAAGAAAAUUAUCAUGAAAUAAUUCAAAUGAUAUCGAUCCAUAACUUUAUAUUAAUACUUUGUAAGUCCUU